Messenger RNA from Toxoplasma gondii ME49, 2508 nucleotides. RefSeq names its product rhoptry neck protein RON10 (gene RON10). The transcript has 7 exons. Lineage: Eukaryota; Apicomplexa; Conoidasida; Eucoccidiorida; Sarcocystidae. The coding region runs from base 1 to 2508 and encodes 835 amino acids. The record is from RefSeq and is a predicted model, not a curated record.
AUGCCUGAGGUUAACUGCCUCGGUGCAGAACCUGCAUUCUGCAACCCCUCCAAAUGUAUUUUCAACCUUCGUCUCCGUGGGGCCUCUCCUCUUGUUUCCAUCUUUGUCUUGACUCUUCUUGUCGCUGCGCCAAAGUUGAGUCCUCAGUGGGCCACCGCGACGACCGUUUUAAAGGACCAGGGCUUCCAUGCGGCAAUUCACCAUUUGGGAAAUAACAGGGAAGGGAGGCGCCCUGAGUCGUCUUCUUGGGGAUUCUCAGACCAGUCUCCCUCAGCUCCCAGGUUUGCAGCAAUCCCGAAGUCAGUCGAGCUGUCCUCUUUCCUCCAGACUGAUGCCUCACCCUCCAGCGGAGGCAUCUGGGCUGGCGUAAAGAAAUACGUCGAGCUCGGCACCAGUGGCGAGCGGCACGUAGCCCAAGAUGAUAAUGAGAAAAAGACAACGAAUGGCGAUACUGCUCAAGGGGACAUGCCUUCGCAGGAAGGUGCCACUGCGGCAGAAGCACAGCCGCAAGAAGCAAAGGAGUCGGAAGAUGCAUUUUCACACGAAACCACAGGAAAGGUGGAGACAGAAACGGAAAAUAAAUCGGAAGUGUACCGCCACAUGGCCCAGGAAGAGCUACGAAGCGCCAGGGCCGAUUUGGUCAAGCAAACAAACGGAACACCGGAAGAGUACGAGGAGACAGGAAGCUUUCCUUCCCUCUGUGGGUCAUGGCAGACAGUACCGUCUUCGCCGCACUUCUCCUCAAAUAAGGAGUUCACGCGCUACAGCCAGCAAAAUGCCAGCCUUUUGGAAGGCGAGUCGGACACAGCAGAUCCCUUACCGUAUCCAACAUGCCAGUGGCUACCGCGACGCGGCAUUCACAUUUCCGAGAGGCGUACUUACGGGUUCAAACCAAAUGUCGUCAGCAUAGAACGCCUCGAGUUCCAUUCUGAAGAGGGAUGCCUACCGAAACACCUGGCAAAAGUCUGGCGUUACUCGGGAUACUGGGACCCGCAGUCUGCGGCAAAAGAUCCGCAGACGAAAUCAGAGGAAAUCCCAGCAAAGCUUUCCUGGUCAAGAGUAAACAUCAAGAUGGAAGUCAAUGCUCUAUCGCGCUCACAGCACCUGGCGCCACCCGAUGCGCGUUCAGGGGAGCCGACGCCUGUAGAGGCGGAGUGCUUGGGCGAUGGAGACCGCAUGUGGAUUCCGCCGGUAAGGCACAUGCACUUGGAUCUUCGAGACACAUGCACGCGACCUCACGGAAAUUUCCUUUAUUCUCAACCAGUACCACCUGAGUUCAUCAUCACGCCUCAAGAGAUCCCCGUCAGCCACGAAGUGUUGGCGCAUCGACUCAAACGCCGACUGCGGGCACGGAUGAGUAUUCUGCAACGGAAACACACGAACUCUCCUGAUGUGCCGCGCGACGUCUCUCUAAAAUCCGAGGCGGAGGAAGCGAUUGCAAGCAAAUGGACUGACGCCGUUGACCAGCGAUUCGCCACCCGGUGGAGAGACUACUUGGUUCAACAGAACCUUUGGAUCGAAAAAGUGUGCCAGUGGCAUUUGCUCCGAGAAAGCUGUUUGGUCCCGCCUCCCUUGGCAGGUCCCACUCCACCGGAACAUCACAAGGAUAAAGGAGACGGCAAGAAGGAGCACGAGAGCCAGUGCUACAUUCCAUCAGUCCGACACUCUCUGACCCGAGAGAAUGGCAUUGACUACCUCGAUGUUCCUCUGUUUCCUUUUACCGAAGACGCUGAACACGUGCGGCUACGCAAAGUCGGCGGUUGUAAUCCCCACUUACAAGUUGACUUACGACAGAACAAAGACGCUAGUAAAUUGGCUGAAGAACAGGAACGGCACUCCGCAGACGAAGAGUUAGCCUCCGUUGCAGUUACUUCGAAGAGUAUUCACCCUCACAACCACGCAUCGUCGCCUGGUGUGAAUCAGGGUGCCGCGGGAGGAACCGCGAUUCCCGUGCCCAGUGUAACGGAUGCGAAAAACGUUAAUACACAUGAACGUGCAGAAAACGCACCAGACGCUGUUGCACCGGAGAUGCUGGCUCAGAACGUCCCGACUGAUGAAGCUGGGCAGCAGGACGCAGCCAAGCUCGGCAGUCAAGAUGAAGCAACUAUCAAACCUGUGGCACAACAAGACAUCCCGGUGGAAAAAGCUACCUCCACAGAUGCGACAGAGUCGGUUGAAACGCCUGUUGAGAAGAUUGGUGAAAACUCGCAGGAGGAGCCUGCGGCUGUCGAGCAGCCGUCGUCAGUAGAGGGACAGACGGAGCCAGACCAGCAGCCCAGUGACGAGGAAGCCCAAAAGGAUGGUGCUGAAAACGAGACACCAGAAUCUACGGGUGAAACAGCAGAGACACCAGCUGCAGAGAUUCCAGAGCAAGAAGCAGAGAGUGCAGCUCCCGCCGUCGAUGCUAGUUCGUCGGACGCAGCCGGUCCGGCAGCCACAGAGGCACCCGACCAGGAGACGGGUGAAGCAAACGAGGAAGCAUCUUCGGCGACAGAAGACUCUUCUUAA